Molecule: messenger RNA, 1104 nt
Organism: Habropoda laboriosa
Lineage: Eukaryota; Metazoa; Arthropoda; Insecta; Hymenoptera; Apidae
Product: glutaminyl-peptide cyclotransferase-like
Molecular function (GO): zinc ion binding; glutaminyl-peptide cyclotransferase activity
Source: RefSeq, a predicted model, not a curated record
AUGGUUGCUUCGCGGCAUUCAGUUCAGUGUAAGUGUGCUACAGUGUAUGAUGAUGAUGCUGGACUCGCUUUGCAAAUUUUUUUAUUAUGUGUCGGUCCUUUUAUAAUCGACGCAAAUAUUUUAACGAAGGCACAAUUUCGAAAUGAAAAGUACUAUCAUACUCCGACUAAACUAUCGAGAAAGCAGAUAGUGAAAUUGUCAGAUCUGUCAAAUGUCGAUCACAUGGACAAAGUUUUAGAUAACAUAUGCGUAGUGAGAAUCGUCGGCACACCGGAACAUACGAGGGUAAAAAAUUACAUAAAGAGGUCAAUGGAAGAUCUUGGUUGGACUGUGGAAUCUGAUAGGUUCAAAGAUCAAACUCCUACCUUUGGAACCUUAGAGUUUGAAAAUAUAAUUGCAAAAUUAAAUCCGAAUGCAAAAAGGUAUUUGGCAUUGGCUUGCCAUUAUGACUCAAAAUAUACUAGGGAAAGGAAUUUUAUUGCUGCCACAGAUAGUGCAGUACCAUGUGCUCAAAUGAUUAACUUAGCUGAAGUUAUGAAGGAUAAAUUGAACUCUAUAAAAAAUAAUGACAUUAGUUUAAUGCUUAUAUUUUUUGAUGGAGAAGAAGCUUUUAGAGAAUGGGGUCCAAAAGAUUCCAUUUAUGGUGCAAGGCAUUUAGCCAAAACGUGGCACAAUAAUUAUACUACUUAUAAUCAGGGAGAAAAUAUUUCUGAACUGGAUAAGCUUGAUAUGCUAGUUCUACUAGACUUAAUUGGUGCACCAGAUCCAACAUUUUACAAUUACUUUAGUAACACAGAAAAAUGGUAUUCUUUAUUAAUAGCUAUUGAAAGUACAUUGGCUUCCUUAAACAAAUUUGAGUCAUAUUCCUAUGAACAACCUACACAAAAAUAUUUUCAACCAUAUUCUAUGGAAGCCAGUAUUGAAGAUGACCACAUUCCAUUUUUACACAGAGAUAUUCCCAUUUUACAUUUAGUACCAUACCCCUUCCCAAAGGUUUGGCAUAAACCGAGUGAUAAUCGUGAUAACAUCGAUUUAAAAACGACAGAAAAUAUUAAUAAAAUCCUGAGAAUUUUUGUAGCUUCCUAUUUAAAUAUUAAAGUUUAA